AUGGAGCCAGGAGAGGGCACAGGACUGUGCAGCACCUCUCACCCCCUGGCUGUCCCACAGCAGUGGCCGCUGGAAGCCAGCCCAGUCCUGAAGACAUCUCCCAGCUCCAAGUGCGCAGGGACAGAAUGCGGCGGCGGCAGCGAGACCUGGGGGUCAGGGAGGGGUGCUGGCCCUGUGUCCCCCUUCGCUGCAGGAGGUCUUUGGCCCCAGGAAGCUGCCCACCGGCCAUGGGGCUGCCAGGAGGGACCCGCUUGCCAAGAGCCCUUCCCACACACCAGAGCUGCUGGUGUGAGAGGCUGGAGGGCUCGGGGGGAUACCAAGAGGCUGGGGGGCUCGGGGGGAUACCAAGGAUGGGUGAUCCUGGGGUUGGACACGUGGGAGCUGCCGCCACAACCUCCCCAGCUGCUGCCCCGGCAGAGCAAUGUCACCGUGCCCCAGGGGAUGGAGAACGUGGUGACCAUGCCAGUGAUGAAGAAGGAGGAGGCAAAGCUGGGAGUGGGGCUGGAGCCUUCCAGAUCUACCCAGCUUGAGGAGAUUGAGAACCUGCUGGCUAGCAAUGACCAGGAGCUCAUUGGGGACUUCUCCAAGCCUCAUCUCCUGCCGACAGUGGAGGGGAAGGACCCGGGCCUGAAGCACAUCUCUCCUGGCACGCUGGCGGUGGUGCUGACGGGGCACUUCAGCAGCUUUGUCAAGAGCAGCACGGUGGUGGAUUGCCGGUACCCCUAUGAGUACGAGGGCGGCCACGUCGAGAAAAUGAAAUGGGAAGCAGAGGGGAAAAAGGUUCCCCCUGUCCCUCCCCGGGGCGCUGUCAACUUGCCGCUACAGCGGGACGUGGAGGAAUUGCUCCUGGAGCAUCCCAUCGUGCCCCUGGACGCCUGCAAGAGGGUGAUCAUCAUUUUCCACUGCGAGAUCUCUGUUGAGCAGGGCCCCAGAAUGUGAGUAAUGGGAUGGGGGGGCCACACUGGGGUCUGCCAGCCCCCCAGGCACGCCCGGAUCCCUGCACAUGGCUGAUUCCAUGGCCUUUCCCUGUGGUACAUGUGCAAAUUCCUGCGGGAGAGGGAUCGGUCCUGCCACAAGUACCCGCAGCUGCAGUACCCCGAGCUCUACGUCUUGAGCGGGGGGUACCGCGAGUUCUCCUUCCAGUUCCCGGUGUCCCCUCGGUGUAGGAGGGCAGG
Messenger RNA from Ficedula albicollis (Collared flycatcher), 1175 nucleotides. Its product is annotated as M-phase inducer phosphatase 2-like. Gene Ontology annotation, biological process: positive regulation of G2/M transition of mitotic cell cycle; positive regulation of G2/MI transition of meiotic cell cycle; G2/M transition of mitotic cell cycle. Gene Ontology annotation, molecular function: protein tyrosine phosphatase activity. The transcript is spliced from 6 exons. Lineage: Eukaryota; Metazoa; Chordata; Aves; Passeriformes; Muscicapidae. The record is from RefSeq and is a predicted model, not a curated record. Gene Ontology annotation, cellular component: cytoplasm; nucleus. The coding region runs from base 1 to 939 and encodes 312 amino acids.